Messenger RNA from Zingiber officinale, 660 nucleotides. RefSeq names its product sterol 3-beta-glucosyltransferase UGT80B1-like. The record is from RefSeq and is a predicted model, not a curated record. Gene Ontology annotation, molecular function: UDP-glycosyltransferase activity. Lineage: Eukaryota; Viridiplantae; Streptophyta; Magnoliopsida; Zingiberales; Zingiberaceae.
UGUCUGAAGUUCCUGUGGAUGUCUAUCUUCUUGAGGACUGUCCUCAUGAUUGGUUGUUCCCUCAUUGUUCUGCAGUGGUACACCAUGGUGGAGCUGGAACAACAGCUGCAGGAUUAAGAGCUGGGUGCCCUACGACAAUUGUACCUUUCUUUGGCGACCAAUUUUUCUGGGCUGAGAGAAUCCAUGCGAAAGGAGUGGGACCUGCACCAAUUCCCAUUGCUGAACUAAAUGUUGAACGCCUUUCAAAUGCUAUAAAGUUUAUGCUUGAUCCUGAGGUUAAGUUGUGCGCCAUGCAACUAGGAAAGCAAAUAGAGGAGGAAGAUGGUGCUGGUGCGGCUGUAAACGCAUUCCACAAGCAUUUGCCAUCUGAAUUGCCAAUUCCUACUGCAACUUCUUAUAGUGAACCGCCAAAUCCUGUUCAGUGGCUCCUUCAAUUCUUUGAGAAGUGGUGCUGUCUUCCGUGCAGUCCCUAAUCAUCUCUGCUCGCGCGUGUACAGAAUAGCAGUUGUUCAUCUUUGGUUCUUUGGUAACUACUAUUGUAUCUCAUUCAUUUGGGUGUUAAUAUGGACUAAUAAUGUAGGAUCAAGUAGCAUUGUCAGUUUCUGGAUUUAAAUAUAGACAAGUGACUCGCUGAAACAUAAUCGGGUUUGAACUUGUUUA